CCUCCCCAGCCAUGUGGAACUGUGACAUUCCCAGAACCUGGAGGCCAGGCUACAACACAGAGUCAAUCAAUAACCAGGGAGAUCUAUGAUAUAGCCCAGUAGGUGGGGCCUUGCUGUCAUCUGCCAUAUGACCCUUCCAGUCCCAGGCUUCUGAAGAGACGUGGUAAGUGCAGUGCAGUUUUCAACUGACCUCUGGACGCAGAAUUUCAACCAUGAAGGUAACAGGCAUCUUUCUUCUCAGUGCCUUGGCCCUGUUGAGUCUAUCUGGUAACACUGGAGCUGACUCCCUGGGAAGAGAGGCCAAAUGUUACAAUGAACUUACUGGAUGCACCAAGAUAUACGACCCUGUCUGUGGGACUGAUGGAAAAACUUAUCCCAAUGAAUGUGUGCUAUGUUUUGAAAAUCAGAAGCGCCAGACUUCUGUCCUCAUUCGAAAAUCUGGGCCUUGCUGAGAACCAAGGUUUUGAAAUCCCAUCAGGUCACUGUGAGGCCUGGCUGGCCUGAUUGUUGAAUAAAUGCAUCGGAAUACUC
Molecule: messenger RNA, 531 nt
Organism: Cercocebus atys (sooty mangabey)
Lineage: Eukaryota; Metazoa; Chordata; Mammalia; Primates; Cercopithecidae
Gene: SPINK1
Product: serine peptidase inhibitor, Kazal type 1
Exons: 5
Coding region: 213-452 (79 amino acids)
Molecular function (GO): protein binding; serine-type endopeptidase inhibitor activity
Source: RefSeq, a predicted model, not a curated record